Messenger RNA from Ceratotherium simum simum (southern white rhinoceros), 1627 nucleotides. The record is from RefSeq and is a predicted model, not a curated record. NCBI's taxonomy places the organism in Eukaryota, Metazoa, Chordata, Mammalia, Perissodactyla, Rhinocerotidae.
CGCGGCGCCCCGCCCGGGCCGCGGUGGCCCGCGCGCGUGGACAUGCGGGUCCGGGAGCUGUCGCUGCGCCAGGACCCCGACCUGAGGCAGGAGCUGGCUUCGCUGGCCCGUGGCUGCGACUUCGUGCUGCCCUCGCGGUUCAAGAAGAGGCUCAAGGCCUUCCAGCAGAUCCAGGUUCAGACGAAGAAGGAGCAGCCCCUGCCGCCGGCCACCAGCCACAGCAUUCCCGCGUUCUACUUCCCCAGAGGCCGUCCGCAGCAGACGGUGAACGUAGAUGCCGUCAUCACCGAGAUCGAGAGGACCUUCGCCCGCUUCCCGCACGAGAGAGCCACGAUGGAGGACAUGGGCAGAGUGGCCAAGGCCUGCGGCUGCCCGCUGUACUGGAAGGGGCCGCUUUUCUGCGGGGCCGGGGGAGAGCGCACGGGCUCCGUCUCCGUCCACAAGUUCGUCGCCAUGUGGAGAAAGAUCCUCCAGAACUGUCACGACGACGCGGCCAAGUUCGUCCACCUGCUCAUGAACCCUGGCUGCAAUUACCUGGUGCAGGAGGACUUCAUCCCCUUCCUGCAGGACGUGGUGAACACGCACCCCGGGCUGGCCUUCCUGAAGGAGGCGUCGGAGUUCCACUCCCGCUACAUCACCACCGUCAUACAGAGGAUCUUCUACACGGUCAACAGGUCCUGGUCGGGGAGGAUCACCUGUGCAGAGCUACGGAGAAGCACGUUCCUGCAGAACGUGGCGCUCCUGGAGGAGGAGGUGGACAUCAACCAGCUGACAGAGUACUUCUCCUACGAACACUUCUACGUGAUUUACUGCAAGUUCUGGGAGCUCGACACGGACCACGACCUCCUCAUCGACCCACAGGACCUGGCCCGGCACAACGACCACGCCAUAUCCACCAAGAUGAUUGAGAGGAUCUUCUCAGGAGCAGUGACGAGAGGCAGAAAGGUCCAGAAGGAGGGGAAAAUCAGCUACGCUGACUUUGUCUGGUUCUUGAUCUCGGAAGAAGACAAGAAAACGCCGACCAGCAUCGAGUACUGGUUCCGCUGCAUGGACCUCGAUGGCGACGGGGCACUGUCCAUGUUCGAGCUUGAGUACUUCUAUGAGGAGCAGUGCCGCAGGCUGGACAGCAUGGCCAUCGAGGCCCUGCCCUUCGAGGACUGCCUCUGCCAGAUGCUGGACCUGGUGAAGCCCCAGAAUGAAGGGAAAAUCACACUCCACGAUCUCAAGAAGUGCAAACUCGCCAACGUCUUCUUCGACACGUUCUUCAACGUCGAGAAGUACCUCGACCACGAGCAGAGAGAGCAGGUCUCCCUGCUGCGGGAGAGCGAGAGCGAAGGCCCCGAGCUCUCCGACUGGGAGAAGUACGCUGCCGAGGAGUACGACAUCCUGGUGGCCGAGGAGGCUGCGGGGGAGCCGUGGGAGGACGGGUACGAGGCCGAGCUCAGCCCCGUGGACCAGAAGCUGUGUGCGCUGCGGUCUCCCCUGGCCCAGAGGCCCUUCUUCGAGGCACCCUCCUCCCUGGGCGCGGUCGACCUCUACGAGUACGAGUGCGGGGACGAUGACCUGCAGCCCUCGUGACCGUGCCCGGGAGGGACUGUCUGUGGUGGCCUGCUGGAUGCAGCGGCUU